Molecule: messenger RNA, 3085 nt
Organism: Topomyia yanbarensis
Lineage: Eukaryota; Metazoa; Arthropoda; Insecta; Diptera; Culicidae
Exons: 1
Coding region: 980-2311 (443 amino acids)
Source: RefSeq, a predicted model, not a curated record
UUCAGGUUAUUCUCUCUUACGUUGCAUUGACCAUUCUUUACAUAAUAGAUAUACAUAACUGACUCCAAGCGCCUCCAGUAGGAAGAAUUGUAGACAAGGUAAUUGAAUAAAACAUUCACUGUCUAACCAACAACGGGUGUACGUCUUUCUAUUUAGGAAGAGAGAAAACGCCACAUGGCGACCUAGUGACAGUGAUACGGCCUUAAGGUUGAACAGAGAAAGGAGCAAAAGUCAAAAGCGAGAAAAGCAAAAGGGAAAAGUUUUUUUUUAUCCAUAAUGACCAAGUGACAGUAAUACUGCCUUAAGAUGAAUGAUCAAGUGACAGUGAUACUGCCUUAAGAUGAAUGAUCAAGUGACAGUGAUACUGCCUUAAGAUGAAUGAUCAAGUGACAGUGAUACUGCCUUAAAAUGAAUGAUCAAGUGACAGUAAUACUGCCUUAAAACGAAUGACCAAGUGACAGUGAUACUGCCUUAAAAUGGGCCUAUUUAACUCAAAAAAAGUAGUGAAUACUGGUGAUCACCAAACACAGGUGAUCAACCAUUUAGAAAAUCAUACUGAUACACUCGAACAGAGUGAAAUUAAAUUAUGGUUAAUCUUGGUGCUAGUAGGUGCACAAUUCCUACUAGUAUUAUACAAAAUCCAUAAAAAACAAUCGCGCCGACAGGCGUUAAAAGCAGCCAGGAGCGUUGCUGCGAUAAACAAUGCUUAAAAACAGACUGAGUGAUAGACACAUGCAGUGUUGAUAAAAAUAAGAAAAGUGCAAACCAAAUAAUUAGCUGACCCGGAGAACAACGAUGGUGUUCUGGAAUCCAAUUUUACAUUUUGUUCAUCACAUUCGCCACCACCUCCUCCCUGGAAGCCCGUCAGGAACCCCCGGUUGGUAGUAACGAAUCCAUUUUACAUUUUGACACAUGUUGCUGAAAUUUGAAUUAAAUUUAAGAUUGACAGAAAAUAUUGGCAUUAUAUGGCAAUUAGCGAAUGGAUAUUGAAGUACAUAAAGCUGUAAUUGAUAGCCACAUUUCACGCUUAAAUUCAAUUCUUACCAAUCUAAGAAAAGCCCCCAAUCGUGCAUAUAAAAGAAACACUUUGACUACAAAACUAACGGAUGCUCGUACAACAUACACACUAAUUACAAAUAUUUUAGCCGACUAUGAAUCAGAAUAUCCCGAAAAUGAAUUUAAUUUUUUGUAUAAAUGUACACGCCAAAUAUACAGUGAAAUACAUACGUUAAUUACAACAAAACUUGAGUACGCAGGUGUUCAUACAAUAAGCGUUUAUUCAUUGGCGUGUGCCGUAAAUUUCAUUCAAAAAUUAAAAUAUAAAAUCAGAGCGAAGAUGGCGAAAGUUGACAUUAGGUUGGGCACCACCCUUGUACAAAUGUACGACGGUGCUCCAGAAAACUUGGACGCUUUCAUUGAUGCAGUAAAUCUGUUCAAUGAUACUGUUGUUAAUGACUUUGCUGCAGCGACCGCCGCACAGCAGGCAGCAGCUCAGGUUACAGUAGUACGAUUCGUCAAAUCGCGACUCACUGGAGUUGCACGUCAGGUUAUUGUAGGAGCCAAUGACCUGCAAGGUAUUUUUGACGCAGUGAAACAACACUGCGAAUCCAAAAUUACUUCAGACAAUAUCAUUGCAAAAUUAAAAGCCGUAAAACAGAAAGAAUCAGCAGAAUCAUUCUGUAGUGCAGUGGAAAAAUUAACCGCACAGCUUAGGUCGGUCUACGUAACAGAGCAAAUUCCAAUAAACAGAGCUAAUACGAUGGCUACCAAAAAGGGCGUCGAAGCUCUCAUAGACGGUGUCAGAAACAAUGACACGAAGAUUGUUUUGAAGGCUGGGACCUUUACCAAAAUUACAGAUGCUACUGAAAAGCUCAUGGAAAAUGACAAACCAACCCCUACACAAAUGUUCACGAUUCGUAGUACUCAACAAAACAACCACGGUAGAAAUUUCAACAAUGGUCGAGGAAAUUGUCGUGGUCAUUUCCAAUAUUACAGAGGUAACCAAAACAACUUCCAAAGGAGUAAUUCUAAUCGUGGAAAUUACAACGGUUAUCGUGGAAAUUUCCACGGUAGAGGUAAUCAUAACGGAAGAAGACCUUACCACCAACGAGGACAGUUGUCACAAAGAGGACAUUUCAAUCCUCAUUAUGGAAUGUAUGUAGCCCAAAACAUCCCCCAACAAUUGAACCAAACCCCUGUUUUCCAACCAAUGCAAAACAAUAUGCAACCCUCGUUGCCUACCCAUCCACCAACACAACAGAUACCGCAACCUAAUUUUUUAGGUCAAACUCAAGGGCAGUUUAUGCCGUAAAUUUAUCUGCAACCAAUUUUGUGCUUUUGAACGUCGAAUGUGCCGAACAACAAUGUAGUUUUAUAAUAGAUUGUGGUUCAGAUAUUUCAGUUAUAAAAUCCUCAAAAUUAAAAUAUCAGCAAAACUAUAACCCUAAUGACACAUGCACUAUUUCCGGAAUAGGCAACGGUACCAUAACCACUUAUGGAAGACUCACCACUAAUCUGUUAAUCGAUGAAUUUUCGCUUCAACACAAAUUAUAUACGGUAAGCGACAACUUUCCAAUUCCCACCGACGGUAUUUUAGGAAGGGAUUUCUUUACCUCUUAUAAGUGUUGUAUCGAUUAUAAUACCUGGAUCCUGAUAAUGAAUGCUUUUAACACCCGCAUUACUAUACCAAUUUACGAAAAAUCACGCACCAAGCAAAUCAUACCUCCACGAUGUGAAAUAAUUAAAAAUCUAAACCUACCUUAUCUACCAGAAGAUAUGGUUACCAUAUCAAACGAGCUAACUCCAGGAUUAGUGUAUGCAAACUGCAUUAUUAAUAAUGAAAACAAGUUUGUAAAGUUCAUAAACACAACAAACGAAAAUAUACUCAUCCCAGAAAAUUUCAUACCGACUAUGACACCUCUACGAAAUUUUUGUUUCCAUAGUCGAACUAUUCUACAAAAUGGAAACCAUACAAGGAACGAACGAUUAGUUCGCGAACUUCAACUAAACAAUAUCGACCCAAUAAUCAAAUCUGGCCUUGAACGUCUUUGUAGGCAAUAUAGUGACAUAUUCGCGUUAGAAGACG